AUUCGAGUUCCGCCGGCGACGCUGAGCUUUAUUGACAGCCAGCCCUACUCCGUUAGUGGUUUAAGGAAGUGGCUGCGUAGAAGUGGACACGUAAGUUUAAGGGUUGUAAUAUCGUAAUGUAAACAAAUUAAGCGAAAUAGCAGAAUGAUAGUGAGCGGUAAUACGGAGCUAGGUGUGUAGCGAAGGCUAAUUUGUGCCGGAACGGGGCAAUCAGCGCGUUUGCCGACGCCCUGCCGGGCUGCGCAGCCUUGACUGGUGCCUCUUCAACUUUUUAAAUUGCACCAGUUCCAGUUAUGAAACCAUCCUAGCAGCUAUGGACAAGUUUGGCAUGAGCUUCGGAGGUGGCCCCAACAAGAAAGAGCUUCUGGAUACCAUAGAGGCACAGAAGAAGCAGCUGAUCCAGUAUCAGACCCGUUUCAAAGAUGUGGUCAGGGCAUACAAAAGCCUCCUGAAGGAGAAGGAGGCUUUGGAAGCCAGCCUCAAAGUUCUGACAGUGUCUCAGGAGGCUGACCUCAGCCUGCGUGGGGAGGUUUCAGCAGGGGAGCUUCCAGGUUUGGAACCACGUUCUCCAGAAGAUCACUGCUCCAUCCACAGCGAGGACAGCGUCGACACUGCCAAUUCUGGGGACACAGCCACCAGUAUUACCAGCAGCAGUACAAAGGGUGACCUUGUGGAGGAAGAUGGGAGCACUGGAGAAACGGGUACUGGGGCCUCCGGCACCUCCCAAAGGUCUGAGGAGGCCAGUGGCUCGGAGAGCGGCAUUAGUUCGGGCAGUGGGGAGCAGCAGAGUGUGGGCGAGGUGGAUCGGCGGAUCCUGCAACUGAAGACCCAGCUCUCCACACUGACCAGCUCCCUGGCCACGGUCACGCAGGAGAAGUCGCGCAUGGAGGCCUCCUUCCAAGCCGACAGGAAGAAGAUGAAGCAGGACUAUGAGGAGCUGCAACGCAAGCUGGAGGAGGCCGCCGCCCAGAAUGAGGCAGAGCUGAGGAGCCUGCAGGAGCAGCUGGUGGAGAGCAAAGCCCGUGUGAUCACCCAGCAGCACGAGCGUGGCCAGGAGCAGAGCGACCACGCCCUGAUGCUCCGUGAGCUGCAGAAGCUCCUGCAGGAGGAGCGGGAGAUGCGGCAGGACGCCGAGCUCAAGCUGGAGGACACGAGGGAGGCCCUCUUAGAGAAGAUGGCAGAGGCGGACAGGGGGGCGGAGUACCAGGCGCAGCUGCGGCAGCUCUCCCAGGAGCGGGAGGAGAUGAGGAGGAACCUGCAGGCGGCUGAGGCGGAGAGGAGCAGGCCGAACCCACGUGUAGAGGAACUGAAGCAGGAGAUGGCCGAGCUUCGUCUGCAUCUGGAGGGGCAGCUGCAGCAGGAGAUCCGGAAGGCUGUCCAGGCAGAGGAGCGUCUCCGGGAGCAGGCCCGGCUAGAGGAGGGCCGUGUGGCCAGCCUGGAGGACCGGGUGUCAGAGCUGUCGGCGCUGGUGGGCGCCUGCGAGAAGGCACGGCAGAAGGACCAGCAGGUGGCGCAGAAGUUACGUGAACGCAUCCUGCAGCUGGACACGGAGAACAAGACGCUGGCCAUUGCCGCUGCAGCCAGGGCCCCCGCCGACCUUGCGCUGGACGAGACCAGCCUGGACGUCAACGUGCUGCGGGAGAAGAUGGAGAAGCUGAAGAAGCUGCUGGUUCUGGCCUCGCAGAAGCCUUCAGUGCUGGAGAUUGAGAAGACGGCCGAGGCGGAGCCCAGUGAGCCGUCCGACGGCGAGAAAGCCUCGGCACUCUACUACCAGCAGGAGCUGAAGCAGCUCAAGGAGGAAUUUGAGCGCUACAAGGCGCGCGCCCAGGUGGUGCUCAAGAACAAGAACGCCAAGGAAGGGGGCGUGGCCAGGGAGCUGGAGGCGGCCCGCGAGCAGCUGGCCGACCUCAAGGAGAAGUACAUCGGGCUGCGGCUGCACUGCGACGAGGCGGAGGCGCGGCACGGGCACGAGCUGGAGAUCCAGCGGCAGCAGGCCGCCACCCUGCAGCAGGGUCACCGGCAGGAGCUGGAGCGACUGGAGGCCCAGCACCGCGAGCGCUUCCUCCGGCUGGAAGACGAGCUCCACCGACACCGGGACCGGACCGCCUCCCUGCUGGCCGAGAAGGAGUUGGAGCUGGAGCAGCUGCGGGCCGGGGCUCUCAGGCAGGGCCGGGCCAAGGCCAGGCCAGUGGGGGUGGAGGAGGGCGCAAAUCCUGACCAGGGAGACGUCAUCGCCCAGGCGCUGAAGCUGGUGGGCCCCAACGAGCCGACACUGCUGCUGUAUGCCGAGGAGCUCGCCCGGCGCGAGCUGGAGGUCGGCACCCUGAGGAAACAGAAGCACCAGCUGGAAGCUGACGUGCACCAGCUGCAGGCCAGGCUUGUCUCGCAAGAGGAGGGCCACCAGGACGAGGUGUCCGUGCUCCAGGCCCAGCUGGAGAAGCUGGCCAGGGACCAGAGCCGCGAGGGCGCCAACCUGGAGUACCUGAAGAACAUCAUGUACCGCUUUCUGACGCUGGCCGACGCGCAUGGUCGCCGGCAGACCCUCACUGCCAUCCUCACCAUCCUGCAUUUCAGCCCCCAGGAGAAGCAGGUGGUGGUGAAACUGCAGGAACAGAGCUGGUGGAGCCCAGCAAUGAGAUAAUGUCACUUGGGGGGGGGGGGAUACGGUAGUUAUGAGAGGUGCGGGGGUCAAAACCCAACAGCGUGUGGUAUUGCAGUGCCCUGUCCAUCACAUGCUGGGUUACCCUACUCCACACAGCGGCCCAGUCUGUUCCCACUGGUUGCUGAUUAACAAUUCAACUUAGUCCCAUUCACUAAUGUACUGUAUAAUUCUGUGUUACCCACCCCAGUCCUCAGGGACCCACAGACAAUUCAUGUUUUUGCUGGGAGGUCUGGGUUCCAGAGGACCUGUUUGGGAAAUAUUGGUAUAAUUCAAAAGAUUAUUGGUACUUUUUCUGACUCUGCAAAAUAUUUUUAUAGUGACGUUUUACUUAUCUGUUCUGUAUUUAUUUAAAUUCCUGAGUGACAGGAGAAAUUGCGACGUAAAUUCCCAAACGAUUUCCAAAGGUUCAGCCUGCAUUUACCGGCCGACAUUUCUAUCACCACCUUGGCGCAGGAGUGAAGUUCCUUUUUGUGCCUGUAGGGGUCUCCAUAAGAGGUUUCCGAACUGCCUUAGCCACUGUGCUUCGCCGUUCAUGUCACUGAAAUAAAAUUACACUGCCAGGGGGGGUCGUAAUUCCUUAUCGCUCUGUACUUGUUUGCCGUUUGCAGACACUGAUCUCAAUGGGGCGCUAUGCGUGAUGCCCGCUAAUGAAUAUGAUGCGCGUACUCGCGUAGCAGCUCAAACUCGCGCAUAACUGCCCUCUCCGUUCACCGCGACCGACAUGUGACCCCUUUCCCCCGCAGCAAUAUUAUCAGUUUGAUUUGGCAAUACUUUUGUUCCUGUUUAGUUUGGGAUUUGUUUAUAUUGUUUAAAAAAACUAGGUGGGAAAAUCUAUAAAAGUAAAAGAUUGUACUGUAUGUAUUUAGGCAGUAUUGCCCACUGGUCACUUUACUGGGGCCGAGCACUGGGAAUACGAUAGGAAUUUCCCAAGGAUUAUACCAAUAAUCUUGUUUGCUUAAGCUCUGGUUCUGUCGAGCUGUCAUGCCGGCGGUUGCUCCUGUGUUGGUUUGUGGUUGUGUUUGUUGAGUCCUUCAUAUCCUUAAGUUUCGCUGGUAUCUCGCACCUGAUUUCCAAAGUCAAGCCAGCUAUGCGGUGAAGGGAAAAUGUAUUAUUUGUUCAACUGUUGUUUUUAUGUCCUGUGUAAUUUGUAGAAUAUUGUAAUUAAAAGAAGGUGGAUCUUGCAAGACCCCAAACGCGGUGCAAACAAUAAACGCCGGGACUUUUGACUGUUUUAUAUGCAUGUCCCACCCCCACGGGUCACGAGAUUUUGCUGGCUCACCUGAGCAUUCCUGUAAACAGAAAUGAGUGCAAUAUAAAGAUCAGAAGGUGAUAUGACACCCAGCAGACUCUGCAAUGGUGCACCUAUUCUGGUGGAACAGACAGGUGCGUUUUGUCAGCUGCACGGUCAAAAAUGGAUUUAGACUAUCAGAGUUUGCUGAUAGGAGUAUGAAAAUCCCAGUGCAAGUGUGAAUUUAUGAGAUAGCCGAACUAUUUGAGGACUUAGGAAUGCAAAGAAGGUGGAACGAGUACUUGCCUUGUGUACCCUUUGUUGUACUUUGAAGUAUAUGCAGUGUAUAUUUGCUUAUCUACCUGACACCGUUUGGAAACACUAUUUAAGGGGCUUGAAUGUUAAACAUAAAUUCACACCGAUGUAUAUUUUAAUAAGUGUUAAAUCAAAAUAAAAUUAUUUUCCCUA
Paramormyrops kingsleyae is the source of this 4358-nucleotide messenger RNA. It is a transcript of the gene gcc1, whose product is annotated as GRIP and coiled-coil domain containing 1. The record is from RefSeq and is a predicted model, not a curated record. Gene Ontology annotation, cellular component: Golgi apparatus. NCBI's taxonomy places the organism in Eukaryota, Metazoa, Chordata, Actinopteri, Osteoglossiformes, Mormyridae.